This is a messenger RNA of Terrapene triunguis (Three-toed box turtle), 5895 nucleotides long. RefSeq names its product regulatory factor X7 (gene RFX7). Bases 294 to 4709 code for a protein of 1471 amino acids. Lineage: Eukaryota; Metazoa; Chordata; Testudines; Emydidae. Gene Ontology annotation, molecular function: DNA-binding transcription factor activity, RNA polymerase II-specific; RNA polymerase II cis-regulatory region sequence-specific DNA binding. The transcript is spliced from 9 exons. Gene Ontology annotation, biological process: regulation of transcription by RNA polymerase II. The record is from RefSeq and is a predicted model, not a curated record.
GCAGGCAGCGCUGUGCGGGCUGCGUUGGGGCUGCAGCGGGACCAGGUGCUGGGGGGGCGGCGGCGGCGGCGAGCCCGCAGCGACCCCAGAGCGCGGGGCAGCGCCGCGAUGCGCCUUCCCCUCGGGCAGGCUCCCCACCCUCGGGCGUAGCAGCGGCUGGACCCGGCGCGGCUUCUCCUCCGUGAUGUCCCCCAGGCAGCAGGGAAAGGCGACUCACUCGAGUGCUGGGGUGAAGGCCUAGUGUCUCCAGCGCCGCUCGCGCCCGCUCCCUCUCCCGCACCCCUCCGCCGGCGAUGAUGGCAGAAGAACAGCAACCUGAUCCCCCGCAGCCGCCGCCGCCGCAGCAGCUCCCCGGCACCCCCGCGCCAGGGGGGGCUUUGCCAGCCCUGGUGCCCGGGCUGCAAGGGACGGAAGCCAACGCGCUGCAACACAAAAUCAAGAACUCCAUCUGCAAAACUGUACAAUCUAAGGUGGACUGCAUUUUGCAAGAAGUUGAGAAGUUUACAGACCUAGAGAAACUCUACCUCUACCUUCAACUGCCUUCGGGUCCCAGCAAUGGAGAGAAAAGCGAUCAGAUCUCGAUGUCAUCAAGCCGUGCGCAGCAAAUGCAUGCAUUUUCUUGGAUUCGGAAUACCUUGGAGGAGCACCCAGAGACAUCCCUUCCCAAACAGGAAGUUUAUGAUGAGUACAAGAGCUAUUGUGACAAUCUUGGCUACCAUCCUUUAAGUGCUGCUGACUUUGGAAAGAUCAUGAAAAAUGUCUUUCCAAAUAUGAAGGCCCGCCGUCUGGGCACAAGAGGCAAAUCAAAAUAUUGCUACAGUGGACUGAGGAAGAAAGCUUUUGUGCAUAUGCCAACACUGCCCAACCUUGGCUUCCAUAAAACUGGAGAUGGGUUGGAUGGGUCAGAUCCAUCAGGGCAGCUACAAAGUGCUGAUGAGGAAGUUGUGUCGGCCGCCUGUCGACUUGUGUGCGAAUGGGCCCAGAAAGUCCUAAGCCAGCCAUUUGAUUCAGUCUUGGAAUUAGCUCGUUUCCUUGUCAAAAGUCACUACAUCGGCACCAAAUCAAUGGCAGCUUUAACAGUAAUGGCAGGGGCGCCAGCAGGAAUAAAAGGGAUCCCUCAACCCUCUGCUUUUAUACCCACGGCUGAAAGUAAUUCUUUUCAGCCUCAAGUGAAAACUCUCCCAUCACCAGUUGAUGCCAAGCAGCAGCUACAGCGUAAGAUCCAGAAGAAGCAACAGGAACAGAAACUGCAGUCUCCUUUGCCGGGAGAGUCUCCAGCAAAGAAAACAGAGGGAGCUACAGCCAAUGGAGUAACAAGUAUUUCUAAUGGAAGUCCUGCAAUCUUGUCUCCUCAACCUAUCGGUAUCGUAGUGGCAGCUGUACCCAGCCCCAUACCGGUACCGAGGACCAGACAGCUGGUGACAUCUCCAAGUCCCAUGGGCUCCUCUGAUGGCAAGGUUCUUCCGCUCAAUGUUCAGGUGGUCACUCAGCACAUGCAGUCAGUCAAGCAGUCACCAAAGACUCCUCAGAAUGUUCCAGCCAGUCCAGUUGGUGACCGUUCCGCCCGGCAUCGUUACCCACAGAUCUUACCUAAGCCAGCAAACACCAGUGCUCUCACCAUCCGCUCGCCUACUACGGUGCUUUUCACCAGUAGCCCAAUCAAGACAGUUGUGCCAGCUCCACAUGUAAAUUCCUUAAACGUGGUAAAAAUGACAGCAAUAUCUCUUGCCCCUAGCAGCAGUAGUGUACCCGUCAAACACACUACUUCACUGAACAGCAGUACAGGAGCAAUGGAAGAAUCGAGAACUGUUCCUCAGAUUAAAAAUGGGUCUGUUGUUUCACUUCAGUCUCCAGGAUCCAAGACAAGCAGUGUUGUAGCUACACCUGCAGUUGAGAUCAAAAUGGAACCAGAAGCAUUACUGGAUGAGAACCCAAUACAGUGCCAAGAGAAUUCUGAUGUGUCUAAAGCUAUAAAAGGAGCACCGGGCCUGCCUGCUGCUCAGAGGAAUCAUUUUGAGGGUACAACCUUGAAAGCUUCAACUGAGAGCAUCAGUGAAGUGAAAACAGUUAAGGGCUGUGAUCAGAGAGCUGAAGGAGCAAGGACCAAAUAUAAAGCCCGACCUAAAGAAAUCAUACCAGUUUCUUCAGCAGGCAAUAAUCAAAGCACUCUUACUCUCUCAGUUGCCACUCAAAACUUCUCCAACCCCAGCAUCAGUUCACCUCCUAGUGGUGAUUCUACUGUUAAAGAUAAAACAUGCACUAAAAGUCCAAGGAAGCGACUACCUUCUACGCUUCAGGAGUCCCAGGUACCACCUGUAAAGAAACCACUUGUGGGGCAGCUUUCAGCAGGUAGCAUGGAAGGUCAAAAAGGAAGCAGUGUUAAGAAGCUUCAGAAGGUUGUAUCAUUAGCUAGAAAUGACAGUACUAUAGCACUUGCUCAAGUUCCUAGCAAGGUCACUAUAAAAGUAAAUUCUACAGCUUCAACACACUUAGUGACAAACUGUCCAUUGAAUUCCAAUGUUAUAAAUACCAGUGAUUCCACUUUGGGACAGCAGCUCACAGCCUCAUCUCCAGAUAUAAAAGUAAAAUUGGAAGGAAAUUUGUUUAUCUUAGAAAAUGAUUCAAAAUCUGAUGGCAGCUUUAAUCCAAAUCCAUGGCAGCAUAUCACUAAAACCUCUGACUUUACAUCUGUGAACUCUGAACAGCAGCAAGAUAUCAGUGUUAUGACUAUUGCAGGACAGUCUGACUCUAAUGAUUUACAGGAAUCUGUAUGGGAGCCAGUGCACUGUGAAGGAAUACAACAGGAUACAUACAGCCAGCAGUUACAGAGCCAGAUCCAAGAAUCAGCUUUGGGUCAAAUACAAGCACAGUCCUCAAAUCAGUUACCGUUACCUCUGCAGUCUGAGCUAAAAGAAUUCGAACAUACAGUCCCUCAGUCAAACGAAAACUUCUUUUCAUUUGAUGAUGACCUUACACAAGACAGCAUUGUGGAGGAACUGGUGCUCAUGGAGGAGCAAAUGUCAAUGAACAGUUCUCAUCCUUAUGGUAGUUGUCUGGGAAUGGCACUGCAGAAUCAGACAGCAGCUCAAGGAGCUCCAAUGUCAUCUCAUCCAAGCAAUACGCACUUCUACCAUUCAAUCCAUAACAAUGGCACUCCAAUUCACACUCCCACACCUACCCCGACUCCCACACCUACCCCGACUCCGACCCCAACACCCACGUCAGAAAUGAUUGCUGGAUCUCAGAGUGUGUCACGAGAGAGCCCGUGCUCACGACUGGCUCAGACUACUCCUGUAGACAGUGCUCUGGGAAGUAGCCGGCAUACACCCAUUGGCACACCACAUUCAAACUGCAGCAGCAGUGUCCCUCCUAGUCCUGUGGAAUGCAGAAAUCCUUUUGCAUUUACUCCAAUAAGCUCCAGUAUGGCAUACCAUGAUGCCAGCAUUGUCUCGAGUAGCCCUGUGAAACCAAUGCAGCGACCUAUGGCUACUCACCCUGAUAAAACCAAACUUGAGUGGAUGAAUAACGGGUACAGUGGAGUCACUAAUUCAUCAGUUUCAAAUCAUGGCAUUCUUCCAAGCUAUCAGGAGCUAGUGGAAGACCGUUUCAGGAAACCUCAUGCUUUUGCAGUUCCUGGCCAGUCAUAUCAGUCUCAGUCCCGGCACCAUGAUACUCACUUUGGUCGUGUGACUCCUGUGUCACCUGUAUCACAUCAGGGAUCCUCUGUAAAUAGCACCAACAAGCAGGAAGGCUUUGCUGUUCCUGCUCCUCUUGACAACAAAGGAACAAGUUCCUCUCUCAAUAACAGUUUCAGAUGCCGGAGUGUAAGCCCUGCUGUCCAUCGCCAACGUAAUCUUAGUGGAAGCACUGUCUAUCCAGUUUCUAAUAUACCACGCUCUAACUUGACCCCUUUCGGAAGUCCAGUGACACCUGAAGUUCACAAUGUGUUCACAAAUAUUCAUGCUGACACUAGUGCCAAUAAUAUAGCUCAAAGGAGUCAGUCAGUCCCUUUGACUGUCAUGAUGCAGACAGCCUUCCCCUCUCUUCAGAAACAAACAAACACUAAAAAAAUAACAAAUGUGUUGUUAAGCAAACUUGAUUCUGAUGGCGAUGAUGCAGUGAGAGGUUUGGGAAUGAACAACAUGCCUUCAAAUUACACAGCGAGGAUGAAUCUCACUCAGAUUUUAGAAACAUCCACCACUUUUCCUAGUGCCAACCCGCAAAAUAUGAUCAAUUCCAGCACUUCAGUUUAUGAAUUCCAAACACCAAGUUACCUCACAAAAAACAGCAGCACCGAUCAGAUCAGUUUUUCUUCUGGAGAUAACCAAGCACAAUCAGAAAUUGGAGAACAGCAAUUAGAUUUCAGCAGCACUGUAAAAGACUUUUUAGGGGAGGACAAUCUGCAAACCAACCAGCAGCUGGUGAAUCAGGUGGUGUCAGAUCUCAAUAACGUUGCAUCUGUCUUUUCCAGCGACAUCAGGUUGUCUUCCGACCUCUCAGGCAGCAUUAAUGAUCUGAAUACUUUAGAUACAAAUCUACUGUUUGAUCCAGGUCGUCAGCAGGGACAAGACGACGAUGCUACACUGGAGGAAUUAAAGAAUGACCCCUUGUUUCAACAAAUCUGCAAUGAAUCCAUUAACUCAAUGACUACAUCAGGUUUUGAGUGGAUGGAGAGUAAGGAUCAUCCUGCUGUUGAAAUGUUGGGUUAAAUUUGUUUAAUAAUAUGUAUGUAGCACACUGUAUCUGAAAGACAGACGUAUUGUAUUUGUCUUAAUGGAAGUGCCUCCUGCAGCAGAAACACUUGCUAAGAAUUGUGGCAUUUUUAAAAAAAGAGUUUGCUGUACAAGUUGCUUAUUCUUCAACUGGGAAUAGGCAGUCUUUUCAAUUUUAAAUAAAUUUCUGAAGGCUAUUGAAGAGCCAGUAUUAGAAUUUAAAUUUUAUAGGGUUCCCACUUAAUAGCAUUUCUUAUUGUAGCAAAAAUAUAUAUACAAAGUGAUUGAAAACCAGCAUUCACAACUUCAGUAGAGGUGUUUGGAGGGUUUUAAAUCCAACUUACUUGUUACUAGAGAUUCAGUACUUUGUAUUGCCUGCUACUUCUGAGGAGAUGUUUGAUAUUGGCCUGUGUUAUUCAAGUCAGAAAUGUGUGGGACUUGUAGACAAGUAGGCGGUUGAUGAGAGGGAGGGGCUACAGCUUGAUGAAGGGCAUACAAGUGGUGUUGUCAUUGAGCAUUACCCAGAGCUGCAGUACUGUGGUGAACCAUGAGAAAUGUCUGUGGCACCAUUUACAUCUAUGAUGAAGGGCUAAGAUAGGAGAAAAUAAUGGGAAUGAUCAAGGAAAGAGAAAAAUGCACUAAAAUUUUAUUUUAAAUAUAUAUAUUUAGUGUUUUUAGCCAUAGAUAUCCAUGACCUCACCUUAAUGUUAUUUUAGUUUUCACUUUAAAUGUUGGGUUUUAAUAUGAGGUAAAAAUGCAUGAUAAAAAAUUCUGAGCACUGAGGCUUAAUAAAAGUAGACAUAUGUAUAUUAGAAAAUGAUAGUUACUGUUUUAUUAUUUAUCAGAAUUAGAGAAGGUGACAUGACAUUUGUUUUCUUUUUUCAGUAGAAUGGCUGCAUGAGCUUAUUAAAGUAUUAUUGUGUUUAAGAUUUGUUAUUAAACCCAUCUGUUCUAACCUAAUGGGGGGUAGAGGAAGGUGUUUUUCCUCUUUAUUUUUCAGUAGGCUGCCCCUUUCUGUGCCUCCUGGAAAAAAAAGAAGAUGAUAAAAAUGUUCUGAUCUUGGCUGAUAACUAUUAAAAAUAACUUCUAUAGAGCCAUAAUGUUACCAGGCACUUUACAAACAUGCAGCAAGACACAUGAAGUCCUCGGGUAAAAUUUUCAAAAGUGCUUAUGUCCCAUUUUC